This is a messenger RNA of Chionomys nivalis (European snow vole), 297 nucleotides long. Its product is annotated as heat shock factor-binding protein 1-like. Gene Ontology annotation, biological process: cellular heat acclimation. The transcript has a single exon. Gene Ontology annotation, cellular component: cytosol; nucleus. Gene Ontology annotation, molecular function: transcription corepressor activity. The record is from RefSeq and is a predicted model, not a curated record. Bases 1 to 231 code for a protein of 76 amino acids. NCBI's taxonomy places the organism in Eukaryota, Metazoa, Chordata, Mammalia, Rodentia, Cricetidae.
AUGGCCGAGAUGGACCCCAAGACCAUGCAGGACAUCACUUUGGUGCUGGAGACGCUCCUGCAACAGAUGCAAGACAAGUUUCAGAUCAUGUCCGACCAGAUCAUUGGAAGGAUCGAUGACAUGAGCAGUCGCAUUGACAACGUGGAGAAAAAUAUCUCUGACAUCAUGUCCCAGGCUGGAGUGGAAGAACUGGAAGGCAAAAACAAGAUUCCUACUGCGCAGAAGAGUUGAAAGCUGCUGAUACUCACAGUGAAUCCAGAACGUCGUUUUUCCCAAGCCAAGAGAAAACCAAGUGGC